AUGGCAAAGAAGAAUAGUAACUUCACCACAACUGAAAGUGUUGCAAGUGGAUCUCGAAAAUUGUCAGCAUUGUGGAAUGCUCAAAUUAUAUCCAUCUUCAUUGACCUUUGUAUCAAGGAGGUGGAUUUAGGCAAUCGUCCUGGUACUCACUUUAAUAAAGUUGGAUGGGCAAGAUUGGUUACAAAUGUUAGUAAAGAGAUAGGAAGACCAUAUGAAAAAUUACAAUUGAAAAACAAGUGGGAUUUACUGAAAAAAGAAUGGAAAUUGUGGAAAGAUCUAAAAGGGAAGGAAACUGGUCUUGGGUGGAACGUUGCUAAGAAUACCGUUGAUGCAUCUGAUGAAUGGUGGCAAGAUAAAAUUCAGGCAGAACCCAAAUAUGCAAGAUUCCAAUUUGAGGGUAUUAGUCCUGAGAUGGAGGAGUAG
This is a messenger RNA of Prunus armeniaca (apricot), 423 nucleotides long. The record is from the annotation of a GenBank genome assembly. Lineage: Eukaryota; Viridiplantae; Streptophyta; Magnoliopsida; Rosales; Rosaceae.